AUGAGUUUCUGUCUGAAAAUUUUCAAGUGUUCUUUUUUCUCUUUGGCAAAUUUUUUCACGUUUUCACAGAAAUGGCAACGCACAAACACAAAUCUGUUCUAUUUAUAUUAUGUAUUUCUUCAUUUUUUUCCCUCCUUGAAUCCUCUUCACAGAAAAAGCUUCAGUUGUUUCUCUCUGCAAAUCCACCAUCGCUCAAAUGAUCUACAUUGUCCCAAUCCAUUUCUAAAUCUGUCGUUCUCACUCUACAAUGAACGGUGUCUCCGACGAUUUCUCUGAUUCCACCCAGCGACCCGACUCGGACAACGACCAACGAGUAUACUUCGUCCCCUACAGGUGGUGGAAGGACGCGCAAGAUUCGAUGCCCGGAGAUUUGGGUUCGAAGAUAGGAAUUGUGUAUACGGCUUCGCCGGGUUCCUCGUAUACAGGUUCUAUGAAGCUCAUCAACAACAUCUUCAGCUUGGAUCUUGUUUUCAGUCUGAGAAAAGAGGAUUCUGAGCAGGGGGGAAAUGGUGAAGUGGGUGUAUCCGGGCGGGACUAUGCAUUAGUCCCCGGCGAAAUAUGGGUGCAGGCACUUCGAUGGCAUAGUGACUGUAAAGUAGCAAUGAAAAAUGGCAAGAGUUUUUCCACCACAGAAGAUGAUAUUUCCAAUGUCUAUCCUCUAAAACUACGACUUUCUGUUAUGCGGGAAAAAAACUCAUUAGGAGUAAGAAUAUGCAAAAAGGAGAAUGCAGGAGAACUCUUCAGAAGAGCCUACAAAAUCUUCAGUGUAGAGUCUGAACUGUUACGCAUCUGGGACUUUUGUGGGCAGACUACCCGGUUUUUUAUAAAUGAAAGAAAUGAGUUUCUAAAAGAUUGCCACCGGCUGUCAGAUCAUGAUUUUGUGCUGGAGUUGCAAGUUUAUGGAUUGUCAGAUUCAGUGAAGUGCAAGGAUGGGAAAAAUGAGAUUAUGCAGUAUUCUGCUCUGGCAAAGUCGUCUGCUAGUCCUUCACUGAAUCUUUGUGUAGGCAAUAUGAAUUCUAUGUUCAGUCAUACAAAUUCUGGCGAAGCUGGUUCUUUGGGAUUGACUGGAUUGCAAAAUCUUGGAAAUACUUGUUUCAUGAAUAGCGCUCUCCAAUGCUUCGCCCACACACCAAAGCUUGUUGAUUAUUUUCUUGGAGAUUAUGGUAGAGAAAUGAAUCACGAAAACCCACUGGGCAUGUAUGGUGAGAUUGCUUUAGCAUUUGGAGAUCUGUUACGGAAGUUAUGGGCUCCUGGAGCAGCUCCAGUGGCUCCAAGAUUGUUCAAGUCAAAGCUAGCUCAAUUUGCUCCUCAAUUCAGCGGCUAUAAUCAACAUGAUUCCCAAGAGCUCCUUGCUUUUUUGUUGGAUGGGCUCCAUGAAGAUCUCAAUCGUGUAAAAUGCAAGCCUUAUAUUGAAGCCAAGGAUGGCGAUGGUCGCUCAGACAGAGAAGUAGCUGAUGAAUACUGGCGGAAUCAUUUGGCUCGUAACGACUCUAUAAUUGUUGAUGUGUGCCAAGGUCAAUAUAAAUCAACAUUAGUUUGCCCUGUUUGCAAAAAAGCCUCUGUGACAUUUGACCCAUUCAUGUACCUUUCCCUACCUCUACCUUCAACAACAAUGCGAACAAAGACUUUAACAGUCCUGAAUACCAAUGGGGGUAGUAAGCCAUAUCCAAUGACUUUAACUGUGCCAAAGUAUGGAAAAUGUGAACAUCUUAUCAUGGCUCUGGGCUCUGCAUGUUCUUUAAGGGCUGAUGAGACUUUAUUGGUGGCUGAGAUAUACAACAACCGAAUUAUACGCUAUCUUGAGGAGCCAGCUGAUUCAUUAUCCUUGAUAAGAGAUGAUGAUCGACUAGUAGCCUAUCGAUUAGCAAAGGAUACUGGACAAGCCCCUUUGGUUAUCUUCAUGCAUCAGCGUGAGGAACAGUACAUCCAUGGAAAACUGACUUCAAGUUGGAAGGCAUUUGGAGUUCCUCUUGUGGCCAGACUUUGUGGAUCUUUGGGUUUGUCUGAUAUCUGCUCUCUGUAUCUAAAAUUGCUUAAUUCAUUUCGAAAACUUGCUGAAGACACCACAGAAGAUUUUGAUAUCUCUGAGGGCACCGUAUCUGAUGAAGUUACUGGAAUAGAGGGUGCAGAAUGUCUUAUUGGUGGAGGUGUGAACCCCUUUAAAGUCAAAUGGAUUUGUCUCAGCCUCCGAUGCUGAACUGCAAUUUUACUUAACAGAUGAAAAGGGAA
This is a messenger RNA of Juglans microcarpa x Juglans regia, 2229 nucleotides long. RefSeq names its product ubiquitin carboxyl-terminal hydrolase 8. Gene Ontology annotation, biological process: protein deubiquitination. Gene Ontology annotation, molecular function: cysteine-type deubiquitinase activity. Lineage: Eukaryota; Viridiplantae; Streptophyta; Magnoliopsida; Fagales; Juglandaceae. The record is from RefSeq and is a predicted model, not a curated record.